This is a messenger RNA of Lates calcarifer (barramundi perch), 4916 nucleotides long. Its product is annotated as inner ear-specific collagen. Gene Ontology annotation, molecular function: protein binding. The transcript is spliced from 6 exons. Lineage: Eukaryota; Metazoa; Chordata; Actinopteri; Centropomidae. The coding region runs from base 2844 to 4265 and encodes 473 amino acids. The record is from RefSeq and is a predicted model, not a curated record.
AGACCCCCGAGGAGGACCAGGGGAGGGAGCGCCCCCCGGCGGCGGAGACCCGACAACACAGGGAGAGGAUUCAGGGGCGCUUACUGACCCCUGGUGGUCACAGUUUGACACUACAACACAACAAUUUUUCAACAACAGGUUUACGCUCAGGUUCAGGAGGCACAGAGGCUCUCAGGUGGUCUCAGGUGGUCUGAGCAGUGAGGUGAACCUCCUGGGAUAGCAGAGUCAGAAACCCGUUCAGAAACAGGUCAGCAGAGGGGUGUAGCUGCAGUUUGGUUUCUGUUCCUGGAUCCAGUUUCACCACCAGGGAAAGUGACAUACACACACAAACACACACACACAGAUGGAGUGUUUGAAGGUGAAAGGAAGUUUGUGUUCAGCCGCAGGGAAAGACACACAAAGAGAGCGUGUGUGUCCUGGUUACAGUCGUGGUCAAAUAGGCUCCGCCCCUCACAAUGCAUCAUCAAUCUUUAUUUAAACUAAAUGUAGAAAUAAAACAAACUGUAACAUUGUUGUUGUUGUUGUUUAUGUGGUGACAUCACAGUCGACUGUAAACAAUGUUUACUGUGGUGCUGCUCAGACCAGAUAAAUGACCACAUCUCUUGUUUGUUGUGUUUCUGUCUUCAGUCAGCUGCUUCCUGAUUGGCUAUCGUUCAGUUCCACUUAACAAUCCACAGAGAGCGUGCUCGGCUCUCCUGUGUGUCCCCCCCCACACACAACAGGAGUCCUGAUCAGAAAUAUUGAUCAUGUAUAAUAUUCAUCAUAGGGCAAAAUCAGUCUGAACACACCUCACACCACAGGAGAAUCUGAUAAGAUCAUCAGAUCAUCAGACCUGAGGACUCUGAUCAGGAGGAGCGACUCCCUCACUGAAAACAAACAUGUUUGAAUGGAUCGUAGAAAUCAGACGGAGCCACUCAGAGACUCUCACCAAGUUAGUUCUGGUUCUUGAACCGGUUCUGUUCAGGAUUCUCUCAACCUUUGUCACGGUUCAUGGUGCAAACUGUGGAGGUGGGGGGAGAAUUAAUAUGAUGAUUCUUAUGGUGACUAAAUGAGAAACUCUAAACCAGGAUCAGAAGGAUCAGGUGACCUAUGUGAGCACACCGCUCCACAGGUGACCUACAUGAACCCUCCACCCUAAUUCCCAGGACUUGGCAGUAUUAAAGCUGAACCUAUAGACUGAGAGCAGGAUCAGGUGACGGUCUUCAGUCAGCCCGGCUCAAUCAACCACAGUCAGAGGGAUUACAGUUACACCUGUGCAUUAUCAGGAAACCUCUGAAGUCCCAACCAGGUCACCUUACACCUGAGAGACACGCUCCACAGGGGAACAAAGCCCAGACCAGGAUCCUCCUCUGGAUCCAGGACUACAUCAGGUAUUAACUGAUGAAGGAGAAACACUGUUUGAUAUCUCAUCUCACCUGAGCCAAUCUCAAACACAACAGGUGUUUUUCCACAGGAAGUAACACUGAGCAGCUGAUUGGUUAACGAGGUGUCACACUGUGUGAUGUCUCCAACGAACGUCCGCACAGAAACAAGAUGAUGAAGAGUUUGUGUUGAAACAGGUGUAGAUUCACCUGUGUUACAUUAUGUGACAGGUGUUCCUGUUAUUCUGUCCACCCCAUUCAAAACAAUCGAGGAGGGACAGAACGCGUCUUUGACAACCAUCACACAGGUCCUGGUCCAGUGGAGUCUGAGUCCAGCAGAGACCAGUCUGUCAAUGACGUCUGAGGAGGAAGAUGAUGAUGAUGAAGGUCAAUCAGUGUUUUGUGGGUCAAACACACAAUGAUGCAGAAAAAUAAAACAGUGAGAGAACAUCAUGUGAAGUGUGUGUGUUGUGUACAGGUGUGAUGUGACACCUGUCUGUAUUAUUGUAAUGAGGUCACAUUAUGUAUUAAAGACAAAACACAGGACAGAACACAAAAACACAGGCCUACUUCUUACUCAACAAAAGACACACACCUACCUGUGUGGGAGGAGUCCAGGUGUUUUAUUAGCAGCUGUGAGUCUGACAGGUGAGAUCAGCUACAGGUACGAGCAGAGACUUCAGAUCGACGGAGCGACAGAUCGGUGAGUGAAAUGACUUUAAAAAGGAAACUAGAUUUAAUACGAACAACUUGAAAUGAAAUUUACUGAACUGAGAAAUGUAGAAAAACUGAACAAAAAAAUUUAUUUUAAAAAUGGAAGAAAAAAAAACAGGUGACCAUAAAACAUUUGAGAUUAAAAAAGAUUCAUAAACAUGAACAAAUGAAAUUUGCUUCAUACAGAAAUGAACAAUAAUAAUACUGCAAUAAUUAUAAAGUGAACAAGUUUAUUGAAUUAAUAGAAACUGAAAAAAUCUGAUGUUAAAAUCUAAAAUAACUUCUGAUUGAUGAAAUAAAUCAUAAUAAUAACUGAAAGAUUCUUUAGACAAAAACUAAUAACUAAAAUAAAUAAUUUAUUGAUUAUUAAAUAUAAUCAUGAUAAUUUAAAUGUUCCUGAUGUUGAUAAAGAAUACAUUUCUUGUAUUCAUCCUUUUCUAAAUUUGUCUAAAAUUAUUUUCAGUAUUUAAAUGUGGGCAGUUGCAGUUUCCUCUGAUGGGGUGGGCGGUGGAGGGGGUAAAUGAGGAAGGAUGAACAAUGAAGCUAAAAUUCAUUAGAUGAAAGUAAAAACAAGAACAAAGGAUUCAGGUUAAAAAAAAAAUACAAUAAUGUUUUAUUAAUAAUAAAUUCUCUGUUGUCUUGUACAUGCUGCAGAAUUGACAAUAAAGCUGACUUUGACUUUGACUUUGAUAUCAGCAUUGAUAAAAACCUGAUUUUAAUUUGUGCCCCCCCACAGUGAGAGCCCCCCCACCUCGUCUUUUUCCUUUAAUGUUAAACUGCCUUAACUCCGCUGUCGUGUCUCUUCAGACCAUGGUGACCUUUCUUCUUCACUUCCUGUCAAUGGUGGGGUCCCUUCCUGUCAUCAUGGCGAUGCCUGAGCCCCUCCCCCCAGAUGGCUGGGAGAACCCCCUCCCACCUCCUCCUACACCCCCUUACCCCCCCAUGGGAGGCCCCGGACGCAGUUUUUACCCCGUCGGAGAAAACGUGACCGACCCGCCGGCCGGGGCCAUGGAGGCUUACUGCCAGAUGCUGCUGCAGGCCCCAGUCCCCGUCCCCCCUGACCAGAUCCCCUGGUUCUGUCUCUGCACCCACUGCCAGAGUGCCAAGGGGCCCAAAGGAGACCGCGGAGACCGGGGACUGCCAGGUAGUCCAGGUAGUCCUGGAAGAAGGGGGAUUACAGGGUUCAGAGGCCCUCCAGGCUUUGUGGGCAGACCAGGGGUCAAAGGACAGAAAGGAGACGAUGGUGAGAAAGGAGAACAAGGACCCCCUGGACUGCUGGGACCCAAAGGGGACCGCGGCUUCAAAGGUGCCAAAGGUGAUCAAGGUCUUGAAGGCCGCCCCGGAGAUCAGGGUCCUAAAGGAGAUGAUGGAGUCUGUCCAGAUGCCUGUGAGUCCAGCAUGGGCCCUCCAGGAACCCCAGGUCUACCUGGCCCUGCAGGACCCAGAGGUCUGCCUGGUACCUCUGGGAUGCUGGGGUCCAAAGGCUCUAAGGGUGAUGCUGGUGAUCUUGGUCGCCCUGGUGUCCCUGGGUCUGUGGGUGAGAAGGGAGAACAAGGGCCAAAGGGGGACUGUAACUGUACAGAUGGAGUAGAUGGGAGUCCAGGGCAGAAGGGGGACAAGGGAGACAAGGGGGUCCAGGGAGAGGCAGGGCCUGCAGGGCAGACAGGGAUACAGGGGGAUAAGGGAGACAUGGGGCCGAUGGGGAUGAUGGGUGCUCCUGGUCCCUGCAUGCCUGCUAUCCAGUCAGCCUUCGCUGCAGGGCUGACAUCUAGUUACCCCGAGCCCAACACCCCUGUGGUCUUCUCCUACGUUUUCUACAAUGUUCAGGGGAGUUAUGACCCCACCACCGGUAUCUACACUGCCCCCAUCAACGGCACCUACAUUUUCAGCUACCACCUGACUGUCUACGAACGGGUCCUCAAAGUUGGACUCUUUCAUAACUUCAAUCCGGUUGUUAAAACCACAGAACCCAAAGUGUUAGGGACCACCUCGCAUUCACUGAUCCUCCACCUGGCCCGGGGGGACAGGGUGUGGCUUCAGGUGAAGGAUGUGGUCACUAACGGCAUGUACGCUGGUCCUGAGGCCAGCAGUACCUUCUCUGGCUUCUUACUCCACCCAGACUCAUGUGAUUUGGCCUUACUCAGAAUCCCCAUUCCCCCAAUCUACGGGACCUACAACUGGGGCAACUAAACUCUGCUGAAACCGCCCACCAAUGAUCAAAAAUGACCUCUUGUCGCCCAUAGACAGCGCAGAAUUAAUUAUGGAUCAGUCCAGUAGAUCAGUCCAGACCACUGAAACUAAACUAAACCAAAACCAGACUCUGUAGAUUAUUUAUAAAAACCAAUAGACUUUUAUCCCUGAACAUAAAAGUGACCCAAACCAAGAGAAGUUAGACUACAUCAGUUUGUUUAUACAUGUUCUGAAUCUUUAUCUUAUCUCGGGCCUGUGAUAGACUGUAUGAAACAGAAACCACCAUGUCCGACUCUGACAACCUGCGACAUUAUCUUUCAUUAAAACUCGAAAGAGUUCAGAUGACCCACUGAGACCAGAAUGUCUGGUUCCUGUUUACCUGCUCGUUCUCCAGGUGUUUCUGAGGUUGGUUUUAUAAUCUUCAGAUUUCAGGAGGUAUGUUAAUGUAAAAUUCAGAAUCUGGAACAAAGACCAGGCCUCAUUGAUCAGCUCCAUCGUUCAGACACGGUGAUUUCAGGUUCAGAUCUGUUGAUAUGAUAUGAUGUUUCAAACCAUCUGAACUAAUUUUAAAGUCUCUUGCUGUUGUUAAUCUGGGAUCUGUGUGUAAAUCCAUUGGAACAUCAAACUAAAAUUAAAUUAGCUUCAGCUGAA